ACAUGACCUACCACACGCCCACUGAGACGCCGGCCUCGGUGCUGAGGUAGAAGUUGCAUGUGUGGUUCAGCACAGCUUCAGGUCGGCUGAGAUCCACAAAGAAUGGAAACCUCACUGCAACACACCAGCGCACACAAGGGCAGGGUGCUGUCCUGUGGGAUGGACGACACCCAGGAGCAGGACCACUACGAGGAGCGUCUGCGAGAGGUGUUCAACAGCUUCGAUGCCGAUGGCUGCGGCUCUCUGUCCUCGGAGGAGCUCUCCGAUCUCUGCCAGUCCCUGCAGCUGGGUGAUGCCACGCCGGCCGUCUUCCAAACGCUGCUGCAGAACCAGGAUCCCCUUACCGCCAGAGUUGACUUUGACCGAUUCAAGAAUGCACUCAUUCUGGUUUUCACAUCAGCCAUUGAGACAUCAGAGGCAGAAGAGCAAAAAGCCAUUUCCCCAGCGUCUCCUGAGAUCCAACCAAAGUUUGUGAAGGGCAGUAAACGCUACGGCCGCCGCUCCACGCCCGAGUUCACGGAGCCCAUCCCAGACCUGUCAGAAGCUGCCAGCUCGGGCCCGCUGGUUGAUGAGGAUCUGGAGGACAAUGACUCGGCUGUUCCCAGGAAGCGUGAGCGCUGGAAUGCUCACGAAACAAGCACGGAGGAAUAUGAGGCAGAGGGCCAGUUGCAUCUCUGGAACCCAGACGAACCCAGCACACCCCGGGGAUCCAUCGUUCCCCCGUCGACCCAUCUGGAGGAGAAGCUGCGUGAGGCCUGUGAAGAGUUGGGGAUAUCGUGGGAGGGAAGUGUGGGCCACCCUGAGCUACUCACUCUCUGUGAACACCUACAACUGGAGGUAAAUGGAGACUUACUCCUAAGCCUAAACGGUGAUGGAGCGAUGAAUGUUCAGGAGUUUGUUUCCAGGGUUGUGAGCCACAACAAACCUCCCACUCCCUCCGCUUCCACGCCCUACAGACAGCUGAAACGACAUCACUCCACUCAGCCCUUCGAUGAGGGAGGAAGAAGAAUAACCACCCCCGCGGCUCUGAGCGGCACUAUUGGGAUGCGCCUCUUCUCUACUCUCGAUGACGGCACUGGUUUCACCCCAGCGGAAUGCAUCCUGGAUGCCUGGAUAGAAGAAGGAAUAGAAAACAGCACUGAGAUCCUGCAGGCUCUGAGUUUCAGCCUCGAUGGCAAAGUGAGUCUUAGUGAUCUCACCAUGGCGCUUGAAAAUGAGCUGCUCGUUACUAAGAAUGGGAUUCACCAAGCAGCACUGGCGAGCUUCAAGGCUGAGAUCAGAUAUCUGCUCGAGCGCGUAGACAAAGAACUCAGGGAGAAGGAGAAAAUCAGAACUGACCUGGAAAAAGCAGAGAAACUGAAAACCCAGCUCGCCACUGAGGUGGACGAGCACCACUCUGCCAUUGAGCAAAUGAACAGUCUCAACAUCAGGAAGCUUGAGCAGGACCACAAGGAGAAGUUGGCAGCCGUACGAUCAGAGCUGAUGAAGGAGAUCAACCACAUCCAGCAGCAGGCGGGUCUGCAGCGUGAGGAACUGGAGGCGGAGAUGGAGAAGAUCAGAGAGGACGAAUCUUUUCUCAGGGACCACCUCUCAAUUUCUGUCAAGGAAAACAGACGCCUUGAAAUGGAGCUACUGGACAGCACAGAACAACUAGUGGAGGCAGAAAGCCAGAUCACCAAGCUUCAGAUAAGUUUGGACAACAUUAUGAAAGAAAAGUUUGGGGACUUGGACCCUGGCAGUGCAGACUUCUUCCACCAGGAGGAACGUAUUAAACAGCUGCGUAGCAGCUAUGAAGCUCAGUGCAGGGACCUGCAGGAUCGCAUUGAUGAGCUGCAGUCGGAGUUACAGGAGUUCCACAGUCUUGGUCGAGGUAAUCAGUCCUGCAACAAACCGCUCUCUGAAGAGCUGGAGAGUAAAAGUCCUGGCAUGGAGUCAGAUCCAGGUAUCGGUUCAGAGGACGUUCAGCCGUUCAGCCUGAGCCUGGAGGCAGAGAUGAUGCUGGAGCAGCUGAAGGAGCAGCACCUUCAGGAAAUAGAGGACUUGCGAAACCAGCUAGAAAGCAAGAUUAAUGAAUUUGACAAGAUGAUAGAAAAGCAGAGGUCGACUCACGAGGACCAGAAGGCUGCCCUAAUCCUCCACUACCAGCAGGAGGUCCAGGCUCUGAGGGAAGAGAUGGCCACUGUUCAGAGCCGCGCACAGCAGCUCGAGAGCCAAAUAGAGCAGGCAGAGCUGGACCAGAAGCAGGCUGAGCAGAGGGACGGGCUUCAAAACCCGCAAGACGAGGAAGGUGCGACUUUGAGACGACUGCUCCAGGAGGCCCAGACCCACAGUGCAGACCUGGAGGAGCAGCUGAAGGCCCUCGAGGCCCAGCAGGCUACAGUGAAUGAAAACCUUCUCACAGAGAUGGAGGAACUGAAAAAGCAACACGCCAAUAAUAUUAAGAGACUAGAGGAGAAGCAUUUAGAGAUUUUUGAAGCCAGACUUGAUGGGGAGAAAAGCAAACACCACGAAGAAAAGCGAGAAUUAGAGAAGAGGUUUUUAGAAGGUUUUAAAACAGAGAAAGAACUGCUGCUGAAACACCAUCAGGAAACGUUGUUGGUGGAACUGGAGGAGGCAAAGGUCAGGUUAGAAGAGGAGCAUAGUAAAACUAUAAAGACACUGACAGAGCAGUGGGAGAAAGAGAGGGCUCGGAUGGACGAGCAGAGUCAGGAGUCUCUCCAGGCGCUUUUGGAGGACGAAAUGUUGCAGCUCGUCAGGGAACACGACGACCGAGAGCGGAAACUCAAAGAGCACUGGGAGACGGAGCGUGCCGAGCUUCAGCAGCUUCACGAAGAGGCUCUGCUCAGUAGAAAAGUGGAGGAAAGGUUGCAGGUGCAACAGCAGUGGGAGCAGAGGGAGAGGAAGCUAAGAGAGGAGUGGGAGAGGGAGAAACUGCAGCUGGAGGAGGAUUACGAAGGGAUGAUCCAAGAUCGGCUGAACGAGGAGCGAGAGAAGCUCGAGUCUGAGAGGGAAGAAGUAGAAAAGAGGAUAGAAAGCGUAAGGACAGAGGAGAGGGAACGGCUGGAGGAGCGUCACCGAGAGGUCACGAAGGAGCUGGCUGCCAAGCACUCGGAGGAGAGGGAUGCACUGAGCGCCAUGUUAGAGAAACUCCGAGAUGACAUCACUCAGGAGAGGAGGGAACUCGAGACGAGCUUCACCCAGAGAAUCAAAGAGGUAGAAGAUCGUUUUUCAGGCGAUCAAGAAUCGGUUGUAGAGCGUUUCCAGAGCGACAUCUUGAAACUCGAGCAGCACUACCGACGCGAGGUGAAGGCGCUUUCUGAAAAGCAUGUUGAGCAGAAGCACCAGUGGGAAGCACAGAUACGGAUGGCUCUAGAAAACGGCGAGGAGCAAAGGCGAAAGGUGGAGCGGGAAAGAGAGAGCCAGAAAGAGGAGUGGACCAAAGAACGGGAUCAGCUGGAGAAGAUUCACGAGGGGAAAGUAGAGGAACUGAUUCUGAAGAACAAGCAACUGCGGAAUGAGCUGGACGAUUUCACGAGUGCGGCGCAGAACAAAGAAAUCGAGCUCAGCAGGCAGCUGAAUGACCUCUACAGCAGACUUCAGGAAAGCCUGGAAACCAAAGAUGAGCUCGUGGCUCAGGCGGAGGACAAAGUGCUUCAGACUGAGCUCCUGUUAAGUCAAGCAGUGGAAGAUUUCCAGCAGGAGAAGGAAGAACUGGAAGCGAAAUACAAUGAGAUGCUUCGGAUCUCGGAGAGGCAGGUAAUGGAGAGGAUUGAGCUGUUAACGGAGCGAGAUGACUUGAAGAUCAAGAUCGAGGAGCUGGAAAUGCUGCUUGAACGGGCAACACUGGAGCCUGAGCUUGAGAACCAUGGAUUCACCUCUAACUCCCAGAGAGAAGAGCUGAUGACCGAGAGAGAUCCGCUAAGAUCUGAUGGGCCACAAAUGAAGAUGACUGAACAUAACCCUGCACUUGACCCUGCAUCAAACCCGGAGGCUGCUGGAGACAAAAACGAAUCUGUCCCCUCGUUCCUGGGCGCGACUGAAGGUGUAGUUACCCGUGAGAAGAGCACGACUCUUGAGUCAUGUGAGGAGACUAACCCUCAAGAUGUAACCGUUCACAGUGCGAGUCCUUCUGACGAGCGGCGUCAUGAGGCUGCGGCUGAUCCAGCAGGGCCGGAGGAGGCGGCGGACCUCGGUCAACUGCCUCUGGCCGAUGCUGAGGUUCCCAGUUCACCAGAGAACUCUCACGACAACGAGGCAGAACGCGUUUCAGAGUCCGACUGUGAACAUUUAAUGCCUCAGGAUUGUCUGGAACAUCUGGAGGCCGAUGACGAUUGUCCCCUCUUUAAACUGCAGGCUUUGUACAACACUGCGACGGAGGAAAACCUCCUCCUACAUGAGAAAAUUGCUCUUCUCCAGCAGAAGUCAGAAAUCCUAGAGGAUCUGUUGGCUCAUAACGGUGAGAAGAUCAAAACCAGCCACCAGGUGCUGGAGGAGAAUUACACCCUCAAAGUUAAAAUGCUGCUGUUAAUGGAGCACGUGCGCGAGCUGGAGACGAAGGCCUUGAAAAUGGCGGAGCUUCACAUUAGAUACGAAGACUGCUUGUGUGAAAACGCAAAGCUGAGGGACCAGAACGAUGAACUGGAGAGGAGGGUUUGGAGCCUGGAGAGUGCAAUGAAUAUUUUCCCUGAUUUCCACGACCUGCGGGUCUCCUGUGUGGACGAGAUCAGUCUGAGGGACAGGAACGCGAAGCUGCUGGAGCUGAUCUGCGAGCUCGAGGGGCGGGACGACGUGUCCCCAGGAAACGAGCCGGGGGAGGACGAGGUGCUGGACGCGAGCGGGCGGCCGGCGCCACCCGCUCAGCUGGAGGCCGACCUGGACGACUGCUGCGUGGAGUUUGAGAAGCGCAACGGCAGGCUGCGCAGAGCCAUCGCUGAGCUACAGGACAGGUCGCAGGCGAUAAAUGAGACGACGGAGGCCCAUAGGGCUGAAGUCGGCCGUCUUGCUGAGGAAAAUCUCGUCCUCAGAGAAAGAAUCGCUGCCUUGGAGGAAGAGGACUUCAAAGAAGGACAGCUUAUGCAAACAUUGGAAGUCCUACAGAAGGAAAAACUUGCAGCACAAAAGGCGGCAGAGCACUUCAAACAACAGAUUUCAGAGCUGCGUUUGCAGAACCAGCAACUCGAGAGGGAAAGUGGGGUAAGCGUGGAGCAUCCUGAGGAAGUGGAGGACGUUGGGCCGCAGCUGGUAGAGCCGGUAAAGGGACACAAGAGGAGGGCGGCGCUGCCCGGCGAAGACGAGAACCAGCUGGCAGCUUGUGUGUCGUCUUUGGAGGCAGAGCUCACCAAAGCUCUGAAGGACACUGCACAGCUGGAAGGGAGGAAUAUCCAGCUGUCGCAGCAGCUGUCUGACCUCAGAGAGAAGGAGGCACAGCUCAGCCAUCUAGUAGAGGAGCGGAGGAAGACGGAUAAAGAGACUCAAGGCCUUCGCAACCAGCUAGCCAGAGCUCAGGAGAAGAUCAAGGCGGCAGAUGAAACCCUUCAAGCUGUGACCCAUCAGAGCUCCCGUCUGAAAGCAGACGUCUGUGUUUUGGAGCAGGAGAAGGAUUCCCUCAAACACGAGCUUGCAGUGCUGCACAAACAGCUGCAGAACGCCGAUGAUAAGAACCGUCUUUUGGAGAUGGCCCUGCACUCCAGCGGUCUCCAGAGUCAGAGCAAAAGGCUGUACAGAGAUGAGAUGUCUCGGCUGAUGGAGCAGGAGCAGCAGCUGCUGAGGCAAGAGAACGAGAGGCUUCAGUCUGAAGUGCACAGCAUUAAAGGAGACCUCCUGCAGUCCAGGGAGAAGGUGCAUCAGCUGGAUGCAACCAUCCUGUCCCUGAAGCAGCACAGACACAGGAGCCAGUCAUCGCUGGUGAAGGCCUUGGAACAGGAGAACGCCUUUCUGAAGCAGGAGCUUGAGGCUCAAAAGGACCUGAAUAAGGGGGACGAAGCUGGACAAAGACAUUUGGAGCUGGAAAACCUUCAGCAGGAAAACGAAGCGCUCAAAGCUCAGAUGGCUCGACUGUCUAUGCAACUGCUAGAGACUUUCCCAGCUCAGCUGGUGGGUCUUCUGCCCCCGUCACCUCACAGAAUGCCCAGAGGACCCCAUCGAGCUGAAGAUCCGGACAAUGUGCAGCAGGAUGACCGAGAGAGGAAGAUGAAGAAUAUGGAGGAGCGCAUGAGGGAAAUUGAACUAUCGCUGCGUAACGUCAAGCUCCUGCUGAAAGAAAAAGUCGCUCAGCUCAAAGACCAGCUGCAUAAGAACGGCAAGGCAGACGUGUUGAUCGGUGAUCUGUACGUGGAGAACGCCCAGCUGCUGAAAGCUCUGGAGCGAACACAACAGCGUCAUACAAUUGCAGAGAAGAAAAACUACCUACUGGAAGAAAAGAUCUCCAGCCUUAACAAGAUCGUGCGAGACCUAAACCCUUCUCCCCUCUCCGCACUCUCCUACCAUUUUAAACGCCCGUAAUGCACUCCUGACACUGACUCUGCUCCAAAGUGGUGGCAUUUAUUCGUUGCAAGCCAACGUUUCCUUUUGGCGUGAAGCCUUUUGCAGUAGCUUUUAUAUUAAGCAUAAUUUUUUAUUUUUUUUUUUUUAUGAAGUUGGACCUAUGAAGAACCAAAUCUGAAGGUUAGACUGUGAAGGAAUCCUUUCAUUUAUACAAUUUUUGAAUGCAUAACAAAUAAAAUGAGUAAAUAUUUUAUUAUGACACUACAUUUCUACUUUGAAAGACUAAAGCAAUAUUGAAUUGCACUUUUUAUAUACUGUACGUGUCCUUUUGUGUUUAUUAGGUCUCUCCUCUGAAGGAGAAACAUGAAUCUGCCUGUCAUGAGUAAAAUCAUGUAAACAGAGGUCAAAUAAUGUGCUGACCUUUUGGAAGGUAUUUGCUACCUGAAGUUACAUUUGUAUUAAAUGUCAAGCAGCAAUAUGUACUAUUUAAAUGUAUUGGGAUAAAAUCCUGUGAUGUGUAAAGCUUUUGCGCUUUCGAACCUUUUGCACCAUUAUGAAUGUAUUUGAUUGCAAUGAAGAAAACCGGGUUCAUGCUUUGUGUUACAACUAAAUAAACACGAGUUAGUUGCGA
This is a messenger RNA of Betta splendens (Siamese fighting fish), 7114 nucleotides long. RefSeq names its product ninein (GSK3B interacting protein) (gene nin). The record is from RefSeq and is a predicted model, not a curated record. The transcript has 29 exons. Gene Ontology annotation, molecular function: calcium ion binding. NCBI's taxonomy places the organism in Eukaryota, Metazoa, Chordata, Actinopteri, Anabantiformes, Osphronemidae. Gene Ontology annotation, cellular component: centriole; pericentriolar material; ciliary transition fiber. The coding region runs from base 103 to 6501 and encodes 2132 amino acids. Gene Ontology annotation, biological process: microtubule anchoring at centrosome; centrosome localization; centrosome-templated microtubule nucleation.